UACCUUUCCAAUACAAUCUAUAACUGAGGCUCAUUGUGUCCUGUAAGCUCCAGCAGUCAAGGUGUCCCUCUGUGUUUGGCUUCACUCGGGCAAAGGCAAGGAGACAUGGCUGUGGCUAAUUUCCAGUACAUUACCCGGAUGAGCAGUGGCUUUAAAGUCUACAUUUUAGAGGGUCAGCCCCACCUCAGGAGUGAAGACAGAUACAGACAUAUGGCAAAUGACCGGGCUCGCGCCCCGACGGCGCAUCCAGUCAAACGCAAGCACAGCUACGAAAGAGGCCUGACAUUGGAGGAAAGGCGAGAGCGGGCUCUGAGCAGAAGCAGUGGCAAAGCUGCCCAGAGAGCAGCGCCAGCACCAGCAGUGUUCAACAGGCCGCAGAGCCCCACAUCGACCUGGAGUCCAACACCCAGCCCCACCAGUCCUCUGCCCACUCAUGUGUACUACGCUCCAGUCAUGGAUGAACCUCUUGCCCUUAUCAAGAAACCAAGAAAAGACCCUGAAAGUACAGAGGGACAGACUAAAAGCUCUGCUACCACUCAAAUCCAGAUGCGUCCCUCUGUGAUCACUUGUGUCUCCUCAUCCAGAAACCCCUCCUGCAGAUCCGAGGUCCACAGGGGCCCCUCAUCAGUGAUUUCCAAAUCCAACUAUGAUCACGUCGUUGAGGAGCAUUUCCAGAGAAGCCUCGGCGUGAACUACCAGAAAGCUCGCUCCCAGCAGCUCUCAAUCAGCGUGUCUGUGGACGACCACUUUGCCAAGGCUUUGGGAGACAAGUGGCUACAGAUCAAAUCCAAGUCUUCCUCCUGCUCUUCCACACCUCCCAGCAGUCCAAGUGUCACUCACUCCCCCACCUACAGCCAGUCGCACAAAGAGUCCACCAGCAGCUCAUCACCCACUUCCAGCCACUGGUCUGUCAAUUAAAGCAGAAACGACCUCUGAUACGGACUGUAACUUUAAAUAAUGCCCUGCGUGCAGCUCUGCUUGUCGAGCAAUGGAAAUGCCAGCACUAGUGUUGUGAGGGCGAGCUAACAGAUGCAGGAGUGCUGUCACUUUGGACCGCCGUGUGUCUGAAUUUGAGACACUCUGAUGCAGAUGAAUGUAGCAAUAAUUCCCUGUUGUGUUACAUUUCUAUCCUCUGCUUGUCGAUAGCACCUGAAUACCUGAGAUACUGUAGACAAGGGGUGUCAAACUCAUUUUAGUUUGGGGGCCACAUACAGCAAGAUUUGAUGUCAGGUGGGCCGGACCAGUAAAACCAUAAGAUAUUUUACAGUUUAAAAAACUUGAUACAGUCAGAAGGCUUGAUUUUGAGUGUGGGUGUAGUUUGAUAUGUCCUGAACUCAACUAUUUCAGUUAAUGUCAGUUAUUAUGUAGCAAUGUGGUUUCUUUUAUAACGCCUCAAUUUUCAGAUUUGAAGUCAUUUCAGGAUAGAAAUGUUGGACUUUUAAUUUGAAAUAUUUUUAAAUUUAUUCAAUCAGUUUUUGUGUCUGUAUAUAGCCAGAUAUGUCCUCAACUGAAAUGUACCAGUCAUUGUCAGGAAUUAUUUCAUUUGUAUUUCCAGCAACCCAAAAUAUCAUAACAGAAACAUUUUCCCCACAAUUAAGUGGUAUUUACCUCUGAGAUAAAAAUCAGUUGGACUCUGGUAUUAAUUACUUAUUUGAAAUUUCAGACUUUGUAAAGUCAUCCAGAGGGCCAGAUUCCAGCCUCUGGUGGGCUGGUUCUGGCCUGUGGGCCAUAUGUUUGACACCCCUGCUGUAGAUGGUGAUGUGGGAUGAUUGAAAAAAAAAUCAGCCAAAUAAUCCUUAACAUUUCUUUGAGUUUGUGUUGUUCUUUUGAUGCAGCCUGAAUGCCACAAUUUCGUUGUACUGUAUUAUAUUUAUGUUCUGAUAACAUAUGGGUUCCUUAUAGUCUCAAUGACUAGCCUGUCUGCUGUAUAAUAUGAUGCUUAGCAGCUGUACACAAGAGAUUUUUUAAAAGACUUUAAAGAAAUAAAAAUAUAAAA
This is a messenger RNA of Plectropomus leopardus (leopard coralgrouper), 1996 nucleotides long. RefSeq names its product vestigial like 4 like (gene vgll4l). Lineage: Eukaryota; Metazoa; Chordata; Actinopteri; Perciformes; Serranidae. Gene Ontology annotation, biological process: negative regulation of DNA-templated transcription. The record is from RefSeq and is a predicted model, not a curated record. Gene Ontology annotation, molecular function: transcription coactivator binding.